AUGUUAUUUCGAAUCGUUCAAAAUUCUUUCAUUUCAAUUAUUCGUCGAUCAAGUAAUUUUGUUCGAAUAUUUGAAGUUGGUCCUCGUGAUGGUUUACAAAAUGAAAAAACUCAAGUAUCAACAUCAACUAAAAUUGAAUUCAUUAAUCGUUUAAGUCAAACAGGUCUUAAAUAUAUUGAAGUAACUAGUUUUGUUUCUCCAAAAUGGAUACCACAAAUGAAUGAUCAUGUUGAAGUACUUGCUGGUAUUGAUCGAUUACCUGAUAUUUGUUAUUCAGUUUUAACACCAAAUAUUCAAGGUUUAAACAAAGUUCUUUCAUUGGGAAAAAAAGCUGCUAAUGAAGUUGCAAUAUUUUCUGCUGCAUCAGAAAUAUUUUCAAAGAAAAAUAUUAAUUGUUCAAUUGAAGAAUCAUUUCAACGUUUUAAUCAAGUUGUAAAAAUUGCACAUGAACAGAAUUUACCUGUACGUGGUUCAAUAUCAUGUACUGUUGGUUGUCCUUAUGAAGGAAAAAUUAAACCAUCACAAGUUGUACCUCUUGUUGAAAAACUACUUGAUAUGGGUUGUUAUGAAGUUGCACUUGCUGAUACAAUUGGUGUUGGUACACCGAAAUCUAUUCAUGAAUUGCUUAAAGCAAUUUAUGCAAAUGGUAUUUCAUCGAAUAAAUUAGCUAUUCAUUGUCAUGAUACAUAUGGACAAGCUAUUGCUAAUAUUGCACAAGCAUUAGAAAUGGGUAUACGUUGUAUUGAUUCAAGUGUUGCUGGUCUUGGUGGAUGUCCAUAUGCUAAAGGUGCAACAGGAAAUGUAGCAACUGAAGAUGUUCUUUAUUUAUUACAUGGACUUGGUUAUGAGACAGGUAUUGAUCUUAAUCGAUUGAUUGAUGUAAGUCAAUUUAUAACGAAUAUAUUAAAACGUGAUAAUAUGUCGAAAGUAACAUGUGCUGUUCUGUCUAAAAGACAAAAUUGA
Molecule: messenger RNA, 963 nt
Organism: Rotaria sp. Silwood1
Lineage: Eukaryota; Metazoa; Rotifera; Eurotatoria; Philodinida; Philodinidae
Source: the annotation of a GenBank genome assembly